This is a messenger RNA of Lolium perenne, 1697 nucleotides long. RefSeq lists its product as uncharacterized. Lineage: Eukaryota; Viridiplantae; Streptophyta; Magnoliopsida; Poales; Poaceae. The record is from RefSeq and is a predicted model, not a curated record.
UUCACUUCACUUACGCUAGUAGCUUUACAAUGUCUCCUCCCUUUAACCUUUGCACCAAUACACCAUGGCUAUAUCAACAGCCCCAGCUCCAUCUCCUUCUCAAACCACCUCCCAUGGAGGAAGGCAAGAUGCAUCGUCUCCUCUCCAUCGCCAUUGUCGUGUUCGCCUUCUUCGCGACACAAUGUGGAGCAAGAGUGUUGACGGUGGACGAGCUGCUGGACCAGUACUCCGAGUCCGACACAUACUCACUGGCUCACCACGAGGACGCCUCGCCGCCGCCGGGCUCCCCCGGCUGCGGCCCGGUCGCGCCGCCUGUCAUCCCGGCGCCGGCAUUCGCCUAUCUGUCGCCUCCGCCGCCGUCAACACCGCUCUACUCGCCGCCUCCUCCGCCGAUGGAGUUCUACUCACCUCCGCCACCAGAGGUCGUGCCUAGCCCGCCCGAGAUCGCGCCGCUGCCGCCAAUCGUCUACCCGGGCCCCCCGGAGGUCGUGCCAAGCCCGCCGGAGAUCGUGCCUAGCCCGCCCGAGAUCGCGCCGCUGCCGCCAAUCGUCUACCCGGGCCCCCCGGAGGUCGUGCCAAGCCCGCCGGAGAUCGCGCCGAGUCCGCCAGAGAUCGCGCCGUUCCCGGGCCCGCCGGAGGUCGCGCCCAGCCCACCGGAGAUCGCGCCGCUCCCUGGCCCUCCGGAGGUCGCGCCCAGCCCGCCGGAGAUCGCGCCGCUACCGCCGAUCGUGUACCCGAGCCCGCCGGAGGUCAUACCGUCGCCACCGGAGGUCACGCCGUUUCCCGGGCCACCGGAGGUUGAGCCUAGCCCGCCGGAGGUCACGCCGAUCCCGGGGCCACCGGAGGUUGUGCCUAGCCCGCCGGAGGUCACGCCGAUGCCGGGGCCACCGUACGUCGCUCCCAGCCCACCGGAAGUCACGCCGUUCCCAGGGCCACCGAACGUCGCUCCCAGCCCACCGGAGGUCACGCCGUUCCCAGGGCCACCGUACGUCGCGCCCAGCCCACCGGAGGUCACGCCAUUUCCAGGGCCACCGGAAGGAACACCUAGUCCACCGGAAGUGACGCCAAGCCCGCCAGACUACGCCCCGUACCCGCCGCCGGAUUCCUCGACGGGGUCGCCCCAGACCCCGCCGGGCGGCAGCUUCCAGCCGCCGGUGGUGCUCCCGCCAUCGUCCGGGCCGCCGUCGCCGUCGUCGGGGCACGCCGAGUGGUGCGUGGCGAAGCCGUCGGUGCCGGGGCCGAUCGUGCAGCAGGCCAUGGACUACGCGUGCGCGUCCGGCGCCGACUGCGACUCCCUCAAGGCCGACGGCGCCUGCUUCAAGCCGGACACCAUGACGGCGCACGCCUCCUACGCCUUCAACAGCUACUGGCAACACGCCAAGUCCACCGGCGCCACCUGCGACUUCGGCGGCACCGCCAUGCUCAUCACCAAGGAUCCAAGCUAUGGUGACUGCCAUUACACUGUGAUGUGAAGAACAACCCCAAAGAGGAUGCAGCAUAGCCAUCAAUUGUUUUGGAAGCUGGACAGCAUUUUCCUCUCAAGUUCAGAGGUAGUACAGAUAUACAGAUCAGAUACAUGUUGUCCUGAAUGUGACCAAGGUUGUUUUUGUGUAGUAUUCUAACUUUUCAUUCCUUUUGACACUUAUUGUUUUGUAUUAUAUUCAGAAUAAUUUUACAUAAUUUUCCAUCUUAGUAAA